Molecule: messenger RNA, 4377 nt
Organism: Oppia nitens
Lineage: Eukaryota; Metazoa; Arthropoda; Arachnida; Sarcoptiformes; Oppiidae
Product: serine-rich adhesin for platelets-like
Exons: 5
Coding region: 208-4371 (1387 amino acids)
Molecular function (GO): actin monomer binding
Source: RefSeq, a predicted model, not a curated record
AUACAGUAGUGUUUUGAAUUGAAAAUAAUAUGAAAUCAACGAUAGAAAUGACAAGAAAAUAGAGAUGAAAUGAUUGUGUGUGACAUUUCAGUACUGAAGUAGUAUUCAAUUGAUUGUGAACUUUAUCGUCAACUUUCAGAUAUGAGUUCAUUUGAUGUGAAAAAUAUUAUUUAAAAAUAAUUUUAUUAUCCAUUCAUUGCAUUUUGAAUGACACUUACAAUCAACCAAAUUAUGAUUAGUAUGGGUAACGUUUGCACCUCAUGUCCAACAUUUUGUCUUCAUCGCACAUCCAAUAUGAAAAGUGCAAUGUCUUCCUCAUCAGUGGGAAGUGAGCGAAACAGUGGUAGUGGAGGAGUGAUAACAAGUAUUGACUUUGAAUUAGAAAGUAAUAAAAGUCAAACUAAAUCUAAUGGCAGAAUGAGCUGUACUAGUGAUGACAGUUGUGCUAUCAAUGAACUUCUUGAGGGUCGGAUGGACCUCAAUGUUAAGCUCCCAAACAAAGCUAAUAAUGUUGUGAUUAAUGUUGAGAGACGGACACCAAUGCUUGACUUAUUGGUCAACAUAUCGACACAAUAUCGCUUCAAUGCCGCUAAUUAUACCAUUUGUGUCGGUGAUCGUGAGUUUAAAGCGAGUACACCCAUCGGUUCCCUCGAUGUCAACCAAAUUGCAAUAACUCCUAAACCUAUUAAAAAUAAUUCAUUAAAAAGUAACUCUCCUUCAACUGGUAUACCAUUUCAAACUACAUUUAGACUUCAGGUAAAUUUGCCACGAAAUCAAUUAAUGGUAUUAAGAGUUACACCCAAUGCUACCAUUGCUGCGAUAAAACAAAUAAUUUGUAGUGAAAAAUCAUUGGACGCCAAUAAAUAUCAAUUGGUUCGUAUUGUGACCAACAAUCAAACACCUCAAGUCUUGGACGCCAAUAAAACUUUAGCUUAUUAUACACUCAAUGAAGUGACUCUCAUCUCAAAUAAGGCAUUAUCUCAAAUUGAGGUGCAAUUUGUCGCUCACAGCACUUCUCAGAUCGAUCUGUCUAAUAAUUCUUCCGUUGCUUCACUUAAAAAGCCUAUCAAUUCAUUGAUUAUAAGUCAAUCAAAUCCAGACUUUACAACAAUGGAUGAAAAAUCAAUAGUAAAUCACACGCCAACUGGUUCUAAGCCACAAAAGAAAAGACAGGCACCACUUCCGCCUAUGUCUUCAUCGGCUACACUUCCAAAUAGGUUGUCGCCAUCAGCAAUGAAUUCAUUUAAAGACAAAAAUGAGACAAACAUUCAGAAAACUGACUUAAAUGAACAAAAAGACGAUCAUUUGUCACAAACUAUUAUUGAAAGCAAACCCGUUCUUAAGGUUCUCUCAAAUGGUGUUUCACACGUCAGACAAAAUUCAGGUUCAGAUUCAAGUGGUUAUCACGAAUCUGUUCUCAGUAGUAGUGACUCUCCCGAACAAUCAACAAAUCUGCCAAAAGAUAGCUUAAAGGCAAGUGCUGUCACACAGAAGUCAACGUCGAGUACCAACUGUAAGAUAACAGCGAAGAAACGUCGCGCUCCACCGCCGCCAAGCAUUACAAGUGAACAAUCAGUUCAACAAUUAGCUGAUAUUAAUGGUAAAAAUAAUGAUUUCAAUUCAGACGAAAGUAAAUCAGUUCUCGAAUGUAUGAGUGAAGUGAGUCUUCCACUUUCAACUUCUUCCUCAUCCAGUAGUGGUAACGCGUCUUCAAUUAAUAACAGAAGUCUGUCCCCUAUUGUUAUCACACAAACUAACGGCUCAUCAACACCUCUGCAAGACUUUAAAAAUUGCUCUUACGAUCAGUCAAAUGAAGAUAAGAGCAUACAAUCAAUUUCAGACAAUACAGUUAGCUUUAACUCUGAUGAAUGUAUACCACAAGACAAAGAAAUUAACACAAUUGAGUCAAUAGUUGACAAAAAUCAGUGCAAUAAUAAUGAUAUUAAAAAUGAUGACAAAGAAGAUAGAAAUGUGAGUAAACUUAAAGAUAGUUCACAACAAUUGUCAAAUUUAACACAAACCUAUGUGAGAGAUGUCGAAAAAGUAAGUCUUAAAUUGUCUUCAAUUGAUAGAACUAUCGAUAGUAAAGACAUUGAUGAGAAUGUGGGACAUAUUAACAAUAAUUUAAAGAUUAAUGAAACCAUCAAUAAGAUGGUAGCAGACAAUAGUCAGCUAUUAAUCAAUGAAACAUCUUUUAAAUCAUUGGAUAAGCAAUCAGUAGCUGAAAUCAAUUAUAUAUCACCUGCACUUGAUUUAGAUGAUAAUGAAUGCACUUCACAGGUGGUGGAAGAGCAUGAAGACAGAGAAGGAAAUCGCGAAAUAGAUUUAGCAGAGCUGUCGAUACCAUUGCCACCGCCGUCACCGUUUCAGAACAGCAUAUAUGAUGAGAACAGCUCUUUAAGUGAAUCUAUUGAUGAAAGUGCUAACGAAAAGUCUAUAUUGAGUCAACCAUUGAUUGAUUGCAAAUCAGAUUAUUUACAGACAAAUGAAGAAUCACUUGAAACUAUAGAAAAGAAAAAAUCGCAAGAUUUUGAAGAACUUAUAAAAUACAAUCAAACGACAAACAAUGAGUCAAAUAUUAGUGACGAAGAACUAAUCAACAAAGAAAUUGAAGUGACUUUACAAUCACUUAAUGAAGAAUUGGAUCGAUUAGAGUCAAGUGAUAACAUCGAAAGUCAACAGUCUAUUCAGUUGAAUAUUACACAAGAAGUCGAUAAUAACGAUGAAAUUUCAAAUAUAAAAUCAAUAAGAAGUGAGAGACCAUCGCCAACGCCAUCACCCACACCAAGACUUUCAAUUACAGCACAUAACUAUAAAAAUAAAACCGAAAAAGACAUUAAAAGUGAUAAUUUUAAAAAGAUUUCAGAAAGCGAUAGCAAAACAAGUGUUGAAGUCAUUAAAAGUCAAAUACCAACGCCACCGCUAUCACCAUUGUCUUCUUCGUUGUCUUCUUCGUAUUCAACGUCCCCAAGUCCAACAUCUGAAGAAAAAAUGUCAAUCACUGAUGAAGUCAAACAAUUAUGUAAACCACGAGUUCGUUUGGCGAACUUCUCGAUUGGUUCCUAUAAGAGAGAAGUUGACAUUUAUGAAGACAAACUAAAUACUAAGCGAACAGAACAGUCAAUGUCAUCAUCUGUUGCUAAUCCAAAGGCCGAAUCAUUUGCUACUUUUCCUUCUUUAAAAAAGGAAGAAAAAAUCAGACCUUCGAUCACCCAAAACAAGUCAAAAGUAAAUAUUACAUCGACUUCGACAACAAUUACAUCGUCAACCACUACAAAGCCUAUCCGUUCCCCUCAAAUACAGACACUGAUAACAAGUGCUCCUAAGAUUAAUCGCAUCCAUUCGUGGAGCGGAAACAAGAAUACUGUGUUGGAAGACAAUGAUGUCAAACAACCCGUUAAAAGUCAGGAACGCUAUGUCUCACAGAUAUCUAUAAAAUCUGAUGAAAUUAAUAUGAAUGCGACUACAAUUAAAUCAUCUGAAAAUGGUUUACAAUCACCUAAAUUUAAAGUUCAAUCAUUAAUUGCACAAAAUGAGGAACGAUUGAAAAGUAGAUCUCCUUCUCCUCAAUUGCCACCACAAAGAGCUGAAUCAAUCAAAGAGCGAACAACUAUUACUAUUAAACCCGGUUCUGAGUCUGUCAUUCGGUUUAAUUCCAAGAAUUUUACUGAUAUUUAUAACAAUAAUAGUACUAAUACUACUACGAGUACUACUACUACUACUACUACUACUACUACUAAUAAUAAUAAUAAUGUUAUAACAAAACAAUUUACUUCACAAAAAAAAUUUAACAAUAAUUUGACUGAUAAUAAACAAAAUUCAAUACAAAUUAAAGAAAACAAUGAUUUGAAAAAGAAAUUAAAUUAUGAGAUAAAUGAUAGUAAAAGUGGUUUAAAAGAAGUAAAGUUUGCUAUAAAUGAAACUAAGCCUAAAAUUAAUGAUAAAGAAGAGCCUUCACAAGCAGUGAUAGUACCGCCACCAAUACCACCACCUAUACAAUCACCAGCAAUGGCAUCGGUGGCGCCAAUACCACCUCCAAUACCACCUCCAAUACCAUCACCAGUAAUAGCAUCGAUGCCUCCAAUACCACCACCAAUACCACCACCAGUUCCACAAACAAUUAAAACAUUUGGAGCGAAUACACUUCCGAAAACCAAUACAAAAGCGUAUCAAACGAAAGGAUGGAACAGUGAUAAAGUAGUCCGAAAUGGUGGAGAAGUGCCAAAAGUAAAACAUGUCGAACCACCCAAUAAUAUGAAUGUCAGGGAUCAGCUGCUCAAUGAAAUCAAAAGCUUUGGGGGAAGAAAUACACUUAAAAAGGUAUCAAAAAACACUUCUUGGAAACUGGAGGUCAAUGCCGUCAAAACGUAGCAAAAC